AUGGAAGACGAUGAUGAUGCUGAGGAGAAUGGUGACUAUGAGAAUGAAGAGGAGGAUAAUGAUGAUGAUGAAGGUGACCAGGGUGAGGAGAAGGGAUGUAUGGAGGAGGAUGAAGCCAGAGCAGGUCCCUCAGUGCCACCCAAGCAGCUGAAUCAGUGCCCUGAGUGUGGGCAGAGCUUCCCACCUGGCUCAGAGCCGGUGAAGCACCACUGCCCCCAGCCUGGCCCCCGGCCCUUUGUCUGUGGGGACUGUGGCAAGAGGUUCAGGCAGGGCUCUCAGCUCAUCCGACACUGCCGCACCCACUCUGGAGAGAAGCUGUUCCCCUGUGCUGAGUGCAGCAAGAGCUUUACCACAAGCUCCAGACUCCUUCAGCAUCAACUCAUCCACAGAGGGGACAAACCAUACAGCUGUGCCGACUGUGGCAGGAGCUUCACCCUGAAGGGGAAGCUAAGCCAUCACCGUUUUGUGCACACCGGAGAGAAGUCUUUCACCUGCACUGACUGUGGCAAGAGGUUUUUCAGGCACUCUGGCCUCAUGAAGCACCGCCUUACCCACACUGCACCCAAACAGUUCACCUGUGCUGUCUGUGGGCGGAGCUUCACCCGGAGCUCAACCCUCACCACCCACCGCCGCACCCACACUGGUGAGAAGCCAUACAGCUGUGCUGUCUGCGGCAAGAGUUUCUCUCAGAAGGCUAACCUCAGCCAGCACCGCAGUGUGCACAGCACUGAGAAGUCCACCUGCAGGGACUGCGGCAAGAGCUUCAAACGCAGGUACUACCUUACCAUCCACCGCCGCAUCCACAGCGGAGAGGGGUUCCCCUGUGCUGAGUGUGGCAAGAGCUUCACCACGAGCACCGCAUUCAUCCAGCACCAACUCAUCCACAGCGGCGAGAAACCAUACAGCUGUGCCGACUGUGGCAAGAGCUUCAGACAGAGCUCCACCCUCACCCUCCAUCGCCGUACCCACACAGGUGAGAAGCUGUACAACUGCGCUGUCUGUGGCAAGAGUUUCACUACAAAGUCUUCCCUCACCCAGCACCGCAGUGUGCACACUACCGAGAAGCCCUUCACCUGCAGGGACUGCGGCAAGAGCUUUAGCCACAGCACCACCCUCGCCAUCCACCGCCGUGUCCACACCGGAGAGAAGUUGUUCCCCUGUGCUGAGUGCGGAAAGAGCUUCACCAUAAGCACCAGACUCAUCCAGCACCAACUCACCCACAGUGGUGACAAACCAUACAGCUGUGGUAUGUGCAGCAAGAGUUUCACCACAAGCACCAGACUCAGACAGCAUCAACUCAUCCACAGUGGUGAGAGACCAUACAUCUGUGCUGACUGCGGCAAGAGCUUCACCUGCACCUCUAGCCUCACCCAGCACCGUCGUCUGCACACCGCUGAGAAGGCUUUCACCUGUUCUGAGUGCGGCAAGAGCUUCACCCGUAGGAGCAUUCUCAUUUGCCACCUCCGCAGCCACACUGGUGAGAGGCCUUUCACCUGCCCCGACUGCGGCAAGAGCUUCAGUCGCAGCGCCUAUCUCACCAAGCAUCGCUAUAGUCACACUGUUGACCAGCCCACAGUGCAGGGGAUACAAGUGCAGUUUGCCACUGCAGAGUACAGCGUGUAUAUCAGCACAAGCAAAUCUCUGAAAGACAUUACAACCAGGAAUGAGAAAAUUAAGCACAGGGGCCGUAAAACAAAGUCGACGCUGCUUGAACUCCUCGCUGGCGGUGUUGUUGUCUCCGAAUCCGAGCCCUCGCUGGCGAUAUCAGAGGAAGGUGUUGAUGAACGAGAUCGAACGCACCGAGCUGCCCCCUCUCGGCUCCCUCCCCACUGGGAGAGCGCUGCCUCUCCUUCCAUAUUCACCGACGGCCGCGAACUUCACUGCCGCGAGCUGUUACCCGUCAGUGUCAGCCGCUCCUUUCCUCAGGCCCGCCGAUGCCGGCCCGCCCGAGUUUGCCGUCGGCCCGCCAAGUCUAGCUCGCCGAUCCUUUUCCUCGGGCCCGCCGAUACUGGCCCGCCCAAGCUGCCGUCGGCCCGCCGAUAA
Messenger RNA from Dryobates pubescens (Downy woodpecker), 2043 nucleotides. RefSeq names its product oocyte zinc finger protein XlCOF6-like. Gene Ontology annotation, biological process: regulation of transcription by RNA polymerase II. Gene Ontology annotation, cellular component: nucleus. The record is from RefSeq and is a predicted model, not a curated record. Gene Ontology annotation, molecular function: RNA polymerase II transcription regulatory region sequence-specific DNA binding; DNA-binding transcription factor activity, RNA polymerase II-specific. NCBI's taxonomy places the organism in Eukaryota, Metazoa, Chordata, Aves, Piciformes, Picidae. The coding region runs from base 1 to 2043 and encodes 680 amino acids. The transcript has 5 exons.